This is a messenger RNA of Auanema sp. JU1783, 660 nucleotides long. The record is from the annotation of a GenBank genome assembly. NCBI's taxonomy places the organism in Eukaryota, Metazoa, Nematoda, Chromadorea, Rhabditida, Rhabditidae.
AUGCUAGUUACCUAUGUUUUCGAAUACUUAAUGUUUACAAUUCGUUCCUUCCUUCAUUCAACUUUACUUCCUUUCGUUGGACUGUGUUGUUCAUCAUUGUCUCUGUUUCAGAUCAAACGCUUUGAAUGGGAUGCUGAUAGUCUCCAAAUGGACUUGAAUAAUGAGGAAAAGAAAAAAUUUCGUUGUCUAUUUGGCUUUGCCCAUGUUCUUGCUGGAACUAAGAUUACGAUAGUUUAUUUUAUAAUAUGGAGUAUACUGUUAUCGUUUCUACCAAUGCCUCCAUAUGCUUUAUAUUUUGGAAUAUUUGGCUUGAUUAUGUGUAUAAUAGCCUUAUAUGGUGUAUUUAUCAGAAAUCAACAUAUCCUGCUUGCCUUCUACUUCUAUGUUGUAAUUUCCUUAUUUUUCCUUCUGAUUCUCGGCGGAUACUUCUUUCUCGUUAAUAUAUUCGAGAAAGAGCGAGUUAAAGAAGCAUUUGGUCCCAAGUUCGAUGAUUUAUCCAUCCUUGGACACUUAUUGGAUGUGUUAUUAUUACUUCUUCAUUUCUAUUUGUUAAGUAUUAUCUGGAAAUGUCGAAAGUAUUUUCAAUUUGUGGAAACAAAUCAAAACAAAUGUACGGAAGCUCUUCCCAUGCGCGCAGGGAAAUUACCAGAUUUGGCGUGA